AUGUCUCAAUCCGAUGCCCCAAUUGGUGUAAUUGGGUACGGCGAAGGUGGUUUGAUUGCGCUCUACAGUGCGGCAGUCGAUACGCGGAUUCAGGCGACGGCUGUCAGUGGAUAUUUCCAAUCUCGGCAGGAGGUCUGGCGAGAACCCAUCUAUCGAAAUGUGUGGGGACUGCUACACGAAUUUGGCGAUGCUGAAAUUGCGAGUCUUAUUGCGCCGCGUCCGUUGGUUGUCGAAACAAGCCGAGGACCUGAAGUCGCCGGUCCGCCAUCCGUUCGCGAUGGACGGGGUGGUGCUGCGCCGGGACAGUUGGUAUCACCACCGAUCCAUGCAGUAGAGUCGGAGUUUGAACGGGCUCACGGUUUUUAUCAAAUGCUUGACAGCGGCGAUGCCUUGCGUCUCGUUUCUCCUGUAGAUGGAUUACCGGGUUCUGAGGAAGCGUUAACUGCUUUGCUUACUGGACUCGGUGUUGAAAACGCACGUAUUGACAGCCACUAUCUCCUCUCCUCAAGCACGGUUGACGAUUUUGAUUACGAGGCACGUCAGCAGCGACAGUUUAUGCAGCUGGUGAAUCUAUCCCAACGCUUUUUGAGAGAAGCCGCAUCGCGACGGCAGCAGUUCUUCUGGGAUAAAACUGAUACCUCUUCGCUCACGCGAUGGGAGGAAACGUGUACGGAUGCCAAAGCCUAUUUCUGGGACGAGGUUAUCGGUAGGUGUCCACCACCCGAUGUUCCGCCAACCCAGGACGCGGCUCAUCUACGAUGA
This is a messenger RNA of Geodia barretti, 762 nucleotides long. NCBI's taxonomy places the organism in Eukaryota, Metazoa, Porifera, Demospongiae, Tetractinellida, Geodiidae. The record is from the annotation of a GenBank genome assembly.